AUGGACGGGAUGCGAGCCCGGACAUACCAAGCGAUCUUUGUGAUUAACUACUAUGGUGUCGCAUUUGAUCAUCUUGUUCCAGCCGAUGAUACCGAUCCUGAGGUGAUACAGAUAAAUCUUGCUGAGAUGGAGGAUCAUGAUGAUGGUGUUAAGGCAAGCCAAUGGCUUUUGUUUCCUAUCGAUCCGAAUGAGUUCAUUGGCAAGAAAGUACUUGCAGUGCCAAGAUGUUGUCAAGUGAGAAAGGGGACGACAGACCGCAAGCGAGUGAAUGGAUUGACGAAUAUCAGACAACGAGGUUGGGAUUGGUCGAAGGCAUUUGGUGUUGUAGAGAAGAAAAAGACCGAAAGUAACCUGAAUGACGCAUAA
Messenger RNA from Penicillium angulare, 366 nucleotides. RefSeq lists its product as uncharacterized. The record is from RefSeq and is a predicted model, not a curated record. The transcript has 2 exons. Bases 1 to 366 code for a protein of 121 amino acids. NCBI's taxonomy places the organism in Eukaryota, Fungi, Ascomycota, Eurotiomycetes, Eurotiales, Aspergillaceae.